UUUUUUUCAACUUCUGGAGAGAAGGAGAGAGAGUGUGUGCCUCAAGACGGAAGAUGAGCAUGGAGGAAGAGACGACUCUCGCGCCGGUCGCGCAAACGGAAGCGGGAAAAGAUGGGUCGAAGGGCAAGAAGCGAGAGCCGCUAAGACGCCCAAGGGGCAAGAGAGGCGGUGUUAAGCACCAGCGAAAGGAGAAAUCGUCGACGUCGUCGAGCAAGGGGCCUGCUGCUGUUGUCAAGGGCAAGGUCAAAGGGCAGGGCAAGAGUGAAGGCAAAGGGCGAGGCAAGAACGACAAGCCGCCAUCGGACCAUGCAGCAAAGAUUGCAAAGUUCCACGCCCUCGAAAAGAAGAUUGCUCAGACGGACGAUGCCGAGGAGAAGGCGCGGCUCCGCGAAGAGCAGGGCGGACUGGACGCAUACCAGGAUGCCAGUCUAUUUGGCGGAGACCGGCAGCGCGGGGGCGAGAGCGGCAAGUGGUGCGCAGAGAAGUUGGAGCUGCUGCGUGGAAAGGGCAGGCCAGUGAGGCUGCUGGACGUGGGCGCGCUGAGCGGGACCUCGUACCAAAAGUACACGUCGUGGAUCCAGGCAACGAGCAUCGACAUCAACCCGCGCGGCGACCAUGUGGAAAAGUACGCUUUUCUCGACUACCCCAAGCCGGCCAGCGACGAGGACCGCUUCGACGUGGUGGCGCAAAGCCUCGUCGUCAACUUUGUGGGCGACCUCAAGGAACGGGGCAGGAUGCUCAUCCAUGCCCACGACUACCUCAAGCCGGACGGCUACCUCUACCUGGUGUUGCCGCUUGCAUGCGUGACCAACAGCCGUUAUCUGGACCAUGAGCGUCUCCGAAGCAUCCUCGACUCGUGCGGCUGGAACGUUGUUGUGCAGGAUGACUCCAAGAGGCUCACCAGGUGGCUCUGUCAGCGAAAGGGCGCGCUUUCCAGCGAGGAAAGUGGCAGCAUUGGAGAGACAAAUAAAGGGAAAAAGGCAAAGAAGGGCAAGCGGAACAACGACCAGGCCGAGUGGGACGGCACCGAAUGGAAGAAGCAAGAGAUCAAAGUCGGUGCCACACUCAACAAUUUUUGCAUCGUCGUCAGGAGAGAUGCUCAAUGAUUGCCACUCUUGCACAACUACGUUCUGUACUUGUACCCCUAUGCAUCGCCAUUACUGUUGCCAUCAUUAUCAUUAUCAUUAACAUCAUCG
This is a messenger RNA of Acaromyces ingoldii, 1196 nucleotides long. RefSeq lists its product as hypothetical. The record is from RefSeq and is a predicted model, not a curated record. NCBI's taxonomy places the organism in Eukaryota, Fungi, Basidiomycota, Exobasidiomycetes, Exobasidiales, Cryptobasidiaceae. Gene Ontology annotation, cellular component: nucleolus. The transcript has a single exon. Gene Ontology annotation, molecular function: rRNA (adenine) methyltransferase activity. Bases 60 to 1106 code for a protein of 348 amino acids.